Molecule: messenger RNA, 6623 nt
Organism: Athalia rosae (coleseed sawfly)
Lineage: Eukaryota; Metazoa; Arthropoda; Insecta; Hymenoptera; Athaliidae
Product: neuroligin-1
Exons: 7
Coding region: 2088-4799 (903 amino acids)
Biological process (GO): chemical synaptic transmission; modulation of chemical synaptic transmission; postsynaptic membrane assembly
Cellular component (GO): postsynaptic membrane; cell surface; synapse
Molecular function (GO): neurexin family protein binding; signaling receptor activity
Source: RefSeq, a predicted model, not a curated record
UGCCUCGCGACGAUUCGCGCCAGUAGACCCUGGGCGAAUCCGUCUCGAACAGGGUGUCGUAGACGUCGCGAGCGACGGCUCCGCGACCGCAACGAGAAAAUCUCGCAACUCCCCACCGAGGAGAGGGCUGGCCGAGCCCCGCAGUCCGCCGCCGACCGACCGACCGACCGACCGACCGACCGCACGACCGCACGCACGGAAUUCGAACGCACGGAAAAUCGCUGCACGCAAUAUCGUGCGAAAUGAGAAGAAUAUCGCGUAGCGUGGUAACGAUCUGCAGAGAGAGCGUGACCGGUAUCGCGGAGGUAACGUUCGCCGGAUUGUAAAGUGGGGGAAUAAAAAAAAGAAAUCAACCGAGCGAGUCGUGCCGACGAUGUAAACCUGGUGCUUAUUUUGCUUUUUGCUUCGUUCCCUCGUCGUCUCUCGAGCGAAAAAAAAAGUUCGGUAAUAUUGUUACCGGCUCAGCGGACGUUUCCGUAUUUUUGGAACUUACUUCUUUCUUCACCUACUUGUACAUUUCUUAUUGCCGCCUCGUAUCUUCCCGCAAGUGUUAACCCCUAAGCGGCAGGCUGUUGCUCGUUCGGGGUGGGGGGAGGGAGGGGGAGGAGGAAAUCGGAAUUGGACUUUGCCGAGGGGUUUUGUUGGGCGAAAAUUUGAACGACCAACUUUUGGAUACAACAACAACAACAACAACAACAACAACAACAACAACAACAAAGACGACUGUGUAAGCGGAAGGGACGAUCCGGAGAAUUUUUGUAUGCUUCGAGUCGACAAAAUCGUUACCUUAUGAGGAGUGAGAAAGAGGAGGAGCUGAGAAUAUAUGAGAUUUAACAGAAAAAAAAAAUUAAAUAAAAUAAAAUAAUGUGAUCAAGUUCGUGGAUUUGAUAUAUAGGUAGAUAAUUAUAUUGACGUAUAUUUCUAUAGCCUGCGUGGAAUUAAGAGGCGUCAUAGAGCGUUAUCCGAUUUCGAUAAUUUAUCAAUUUGUUAAGUUUUUAAUUGAAUUGAAUAUAAAUGGAGAGACGGAUUUUGCACGAUUAUACGGAGUGUGAAUAAUAUAAACUAGCAACGUUCGAUGUACACCGUGCUAUGCAAACUAACAGGCGAUACCGAUAAUUGGAGUAAAAGUCGACGUGGGAAAAUAGAAUUGGAAAACUAUAUAUACACACAACGUGACACACUCGGAUUCGAGGAUACGGGGGUUGAACUGGGGUGAAAAAUAUCCCCGGGAGUCGGAUGUGCAGAAACUCCGAUCUGAAGUACACAGGCGAUACACGAGUACGUAUCGCACCGGGAAAGUAGAAGAAGAAUAAGAAUAAUAAAAAGAAUAAGAAGAAGAAGAAGAAGAAGAGGAGAAAAUAGAAGAACAAAGAAAAAGAGAGUACAGGGGUGAUUCGCAAAGUUACCGGAUAUGCGUUACCUUCCCCAGGGGCACUCGUAGCAAAUUGAAACAGGAAUUGAUAAGAUACGUCCACGAUGGACUUCCCCAGAUGACAGAUUAAACCCCCCCUCUCCUCCCUCCUUAGGCCCCCACCCCGAUUCCCAUUACCCGAGGAAAUAGGCGCAAGGGCGACACAAACACCCGAGGGAAUUUCAAAAUAACGAUCCUCGGGAAAGGGGCUGAAGAAAAGAUAUCGUGGCCGAGUCGCGCGUUACACCUCCCAUUAAAAUAAAUGAUACUACCGCGAGCAUCGGAUUGAUAAAAAUCAGAUGACUGGCGAAUCUCGCGUCGCUCCGAACUACCGUGAAUCGUCGAAGAACCCGUCGUCGGAGACACCGGCGUUCGGAGUCCCGCGAAAUGGACUUGAACCUGAAACCGGCGUAUGAUCAGCGCGGUGUGACAAUCCGUCGUGAAAGUUCCCUAUCGUUUUAUCGUUCCUCCGAAGACGUGAGCCGACCAAGGAAUUACCAUCGCCGCCAGAGCAAAUACCCGGCGUACCAUCAGCGCGCGACUAUUCCGUACGACGCUACGCGCCGGCGGGGGGGCAUCCUCCGGUCGUCCCGAGGUUACCCUGCACGGAGGGCCUGCUGCCGGGCCCAAAACAGAUGCGGGUCCAGGGGAGGCUGACCCGCGGCGGCGUGACGCGAUGCGGACGCCCCCCGCCCGCGGCGGCGGCUCCGCGCGGGGGUCCGGGCCCCUGGACACCGUCGGGAGGAGGGACGCCCCCCCGGCGAGGGGCCGCGGGGGACGGGGGCCGCUGCUGGUCCUCGGGGCCCUCGGGGUCCUCGCCAUUUUUCAGACAGCUCUGCUCGGCAGCGCGGCGGCGCUCGCCGAGGGACAGAAGUACGGCACGAGGGUGGUCAGGACCAGAUACGGCGCCCUGCGCGGCAUCGUCGCGAGGGUCGCCGCCAUCGAGGCCUACCUCGGCGUGCCCUACGCCACCCCCCCCGUCGGGGCGCUCCGCUACAUGCCGCCGGUCACACCGACGCCCUGGAGGGGCACGAGGCUCGCCGAUUCCGUGCCCCCCGCCUGCCCCCAGAGACCGCCGAAGCCGGAGGACGCUCAGUCCGCGCAACGGAAGGCCUACCUUCAGAAAAUAACCCCCAUCCUCACCAAUCACAGCGAAGACUGCCUCUACUUGAACCUCUACGUUCCGAGGGCCACCCACGGAAAUCCGACGGAACUAUUGCCGGCCCUGCUUCUCAUACACGGCGAUUCCUAUUCGUGGGGUGCUGGAAAUUCGUUGGACGGUACCGCGUUGGCCACUCACGGCCGGGUAGUCGUCGUCUCCAUAAACUUUCGACUCGGUGUUCUCGGAUUCCUGAAGACGGGUUCGAAGGGUAGCGCCCAGGGUAACUUCGGGCUGAUGGAUCUGGUGGCGGGUCUCCAUUGGCUGCGCGAAAACCUUGCCGCUUUCGGGGGUGACCCGGAGAGAAUAACGUUGCUCGGACACGGGACGGGAGCCGCCUUGGCCAAUCUUUUGGCAGUUUCACCGAUGGCCAGCGAUCUGGUGCAGCGGGUGGUGCUUCUGGGUGGUUCGGCACUGUCGUCGUGGGCGAUACAACGUGAUCCUUUAUCGGUGAAACGACGCGUUGCCGAGCAAAUUGGUUGUUCCGGUGACGUAGAGACGGACGACAUAGCGCCGUGUCUGCGACUUCGAUCGUUGGAACAGCUUCUCAACGUUAGACUGGAUCCACCGAGAUUUACAUCGGGAUUUGCGCCGUUCGUGGACGGCGCUGUGUUGCCGAUCACAGCCCACCAGGUCUUCCAGCCGACAGCCGCGUCGUCGGGUCUGAUUUCCGUCAUACCGGGACCCGGUGCUGAGUACGCGGCCUUCGGCCAACGCGAUUUACUCAUGGGAUUAACUUCGGGUGAAGCUUGGCUGGACUUCACGGACGAAGAUUUUCAGAACGGUUUGAACGAGACGCGCAGGGACCGGAUACUGCGUACCUACGUGAGAAACACGUACCGCUAUCAUCUCCACGAGAUAUAUUCCACGCUGCGCAACGAGUACACGGAUUGGGAAAGGGGUGAACAGAGUCCCGCGGUUAUUUGCGAGGGUCUCCUCUCGCUCCUCGGAGACGGUCAGGUGGCGGCGCCGCUCCUGAGGUUGGCUUUGCUCCAUUCUUCGGCCGGCGGUCGGGGAUACUUUUUUCAUUUUCAACCGGGGGAACGGCUCAGUCUGAAGGGCGACGAGACCCCCUAUCUGCUCGGUAUACCCCUGCUCAGGGGCGAGGCGACCGCCUCCGCAUCGGCGACGAGAAACAAUUUCACCACUGCCGACGAAAGUUUGUCCGGACUGCUGGUCCACUACCUCGCCAACUUCAUCCGACGAGGAGACCCGAACGGCGCCAGUCCACCGAAUUCCGCGGAGACGCUGCUGACGUCGAGUCCGCCAUUUUGGGACUCUUACGACUCCAUAAACCAACUGUACUUGGAGGCGAACUCGCACCUAACGGAAAUGCGCUCGCACUACCGGGGGCACAAAAUGUCCCUGUGGCUGAACCUUCUACCCCAACUUCAUCGGCCCGGCUACGAGAUCAGCAUGCGCCAUCAUCAUCUCUCGGAGAGCCCCGGCCUUUACGAGGGCGCGGUGCGACCGCAGAGCAUGGCCAUGCCGAUCCCAGCGCCCCCGCUUCCCAUGCCACUGCCCACGCAGCCCUCGAUGUCGUCGAACGCGAUCGCGACUACCGAUUGCACGCCGAACAUUUCCAACAAUCUGCCGGCAACGACGCCCCGCGUCUCCUCUCAGCACCCGAAUUUGGGACCCGCGCCCAACAACCUCCUCCGCAAACUCGUGUCCAGUCAUUAUCAGAGCUACACGACUGCCCUGACGGUGACCAUAGCCGUCGGUAUAUUCCUGUUGCUGUUGAACAUACUGAUAUUCGCCGGCAUUUAUCAUCAACGCGACAGGAACGCCACGUUAUCCGCCUUCGGCGACAAAAAGAAGGAGGAACUUUUGGAGGCCGGAUGCUCGGGAAUCGAGGGCGGAGGAUCCGGCGGUAAACAGAGACUGGUGAUGGACCUGCCCGACUCGCCGCCCUCGAGUCCGCCGCCCCACAAAGCUAAACUCGUCCAGGAACUGGAACUUCAACUGCAGGAAUUUCAGUGCUCCCCGCCGCCCGGCGGGGGCAAGAGGAUAUCGGAACCACCGUCGUACUGCAGGAGUCCGUGUUCCACCAGAGCUCAUACCCCACAGUGCGACGAGGCCAACGACGAUGAUCCGGUUCCGGAACCCCCACCGCCGCCGAAAGCUCCCGCACCGAACGUGGGUAUCUCAGGUUCGGGGAUACUGAGACAACCCGGUACCCCGGGGAGCGCUAAAAAGAGGGUCCAGAUACAGGAGAUAUCGGUGUGAAAUUUAUUUCCCUCCUUUUUAAAAGAAAACUGGGUAUACUUUUUUCCGUUUUUUCCCUCCCCCCUACUCUUUCUUAUUCCCUACGGCUGAUAUUCGAAAUGGUAACCUUUACGCACGAGGUAAUUAUGACUCAUUUGUAUGUUUUUCUUUCUCUCCAAAUUAUCAAAUAUUCAUUCGCCCGAUUAAAAUACAAUCCCCGAAAUUCACCUUUGAAACUCUUCUUUCUCUUCGUUUUUAUUCAUCUUUUAUUUCGUUUCUUUAUUCAUUUAGUUUAUUUUUUUUUUUCCCCGACGAGGGGCACGAGGAGGGGGGGAUGGAGUCUUCUUUCUUUGCGCUUGUUACUUUGACGUGGCGCUGAAACGAGCACCAACCCUUGCAGUUAAUAAUUAACCCACGGUGAAAAACAAACAGAGCUUCAAGGGCGCUGAAAUAACACGAUCUUUCUUUUUUCUUCUUUUUUUUUUCUACUUUUCGUUGCCAAACCGAGAGAGAAUGGGACUUGUUUUUUUUUUUUUUUUUUUUUCCAAACGUAAUAUAAAAAUCCUCAUACCUCUGUUCGUUUUUUUUUGCAAUCCACUUUUUUCCCUCCGUCCUCCCACUGCGUGUGAUUUAUUAAUCGAGGGGGAAAUUUUUCGCGAGUCUUGUUCGAGGAACGAUUAUUAAUAUAGUCAAGGGGGCCUGGAAUUUUUUUCGGACAGAGACGGUUUGUGGUGUUAUAACCAAAAAAAAAAAAACAAAACAAAAGAAAAAGGGAAAAACAAAAACAAACAAAAUUACCAAAAAUUAAAUUUAGAAGAAAAAAAAAAAAAUGAAUAAUGACAAAAUUUAACAAGUGUUAUAAGUGUAAGUCAGUGACCGUCGAGCAAAACGUAUAGACACUGUGAUUAAAGAAUAAUAUAAAAGAGAACAAAAAAAGUGACAAGUUCCGUCUAGAUUGGUCGUGGGAUAUUUUUAUUCGAUUAUACAGAUUAUAAUAACGAUAAAUAGCUACGAGAUAGCUGCGAUGGUGUCUGCGGUGCCCAGUGAGCGUCAGCGUCACAUUGCAGUAUAUUAUACGUAAUUUGUUAUAUACUUUAUUACCGAAACUCUCAGAACCCCGCGAUCAAUUAUUAUUAUUAUUAUUAUUAUUGUAAAGAAAAAGACAGUAUUGAAGAAAAAAAAAUAAAAAAAAAGAAACAAGAGAAAAUUGAAUAAAAUAAUAAUCGAAACUUAAAUCAAACUGUUAAAUAAAGAGAAGUAAAUAGUAUAUAAUGAAGUAUACUGAAAUAAAUAAAUAAAUAAAUAAAUGAAUAAAUAAAUAAAAGUAACAGACGCUAAGUACCUCAGUAUAAAAACGAAGCCAAAGAAAUGAAAAAAAAAGAAAAAAAAAAAAGAAGUAAAGAAGCAAAAGAAUUACGUAAUUGUUGUUAUUAUAUAAUAAUAUAUUAUUACGAUUAUGAAUAAUGAUGAAUAUUAUAACUGAUAAGAUCCUUGAUUUAUAAAUAUUAUACACUUUACGUGCAGAUGACGCGUACGUAUGCCGAGCGACGAUGCAGGCGUUGAUAUUGUUGAAUCGCGCUAUACUCCGCGACGAUUACAAUGAUGUAAAUGAUCUGCAAGAUAAUUACGGUAUAUAAAGCGGAAUAAUUUUGUCGCCGCUACCGCGCCGCUGCACGCACAGUUGAUAAUAAUACAAGACGAUGGGGGCUGAGAGUUCGGAGUUAAAGUAGAUAAGCGUCCUAUAAUAUCUGCGAGAAUUAUAUUAAUAAUGAUAAAUGCAAAUAAAUUAAUAUGAUCGCGACAUUCAACUAUGAAUAUGACAAAUACAUCUAUCAAUGUUUCCAA